Messenger RNA from Phymastichus coffea, 2765 nucleotides. RefSeq lists its product as uncharacterized. The transcript has 6 exons. Lineage: Eukaryota; Metazoa; Arthropoda; Insecta; Hymenoptera; Eulophidae. The record is from RefSeq and is a predicted model, not a curated record. Gene Ontology annotation, molecular function: long-chain fatty acid-CoA ligase activity. The coding region runs from base 1169 to 2758 and encodes 529 amino acids. Gene Ontology annotation, biological process: fatty-acyl-CoA biosynthetic process; long-chain fatty acid metabolic process.
AUGCAGGCCGAACCGGAUACUGCGGAAAGCGCGGCUGCGCGCGCGAUUAUCUCGCGCGUAUAGUCUCGAAAGCUCGCGAGUCCAUCGCUGCUGAGCGAGCACAAUAGCCCGGCGAGCUGUGGCUACACUCGACACCUAUGCGUCGCGAGCGUUUACGUAACGGCGAUCGGCCGACUAAUCGAACGAUCGGGUCCACCGUUGCCAAGGUACGCCACACGAGACGCGGAAGUGCGCGAAGAUCGAUUCCGUUGGCUCGGGAGUCGGCGGACUCGAAUAGGCAUCGCGGAGCCCGCGCUGUCCGUCAACCAGCAGGGCGAGAGAUCUUGCAAGGGGAUAGCGCGACGACGGUUCUGGAGAACUGCGUUUCAAUUUUUUCCGCCACGUCAUGGUGCGCGUUCGUUGUUUGCGCUUACAAAGGCCACGACGGUCGCUACGCGCGCGAUUAGCGCAAUCGGCAACGCGACGGCAUUGAAAUCACAGGACGAAGCUGCUCGAGUACCUCGGCCAAGCAAGAACGAGUAGUGCGGCGUGGCGUUCGUGGAUGAAAUCCCGUUCGAUUCGAGCCUGGCAAUCGGCAGAGUCGGCGAAAAGCCGGAGCAAACGACCAAAGCGCGCAAGCGGCUGCCCGUGCUCGUCACUUUUUCUUCCACGAGCGCUGCUGGCAAAAAAUCAUCCCCGCGAGCGCGGAUCCAGCCUUGCGGUUCGCCUCCCGUUGCGGGCAAACGACGAGUCCGCUUUGUCGUUGGCGCGCGCACACCUUUCCACUGUGCGGCUCGCAACCGAGCUGACGCUAUAUAUCGACGAGCGAGGCGCGGAAGGCAAGAUGGCGAAUAUAUAAGUGAGACGCGGCCGCACGUAAGACCGUCACUCGCGCUUGAGUUGUUAAUAAAGCGUCUAGUAAGGCAAUAUCCAAUUAGUGUGUUUUGCCGUUGCGCUUCGCCUUCCUCCGACUAUUCGAUCGCAAAAUUAAGUUAUUGCUACUAUAGUUUGUUUGCUAGCGCGAAAGGCUGAACGGCAAUAUGCCGUGACGAAUUGUGUUUUUAUUGCCAUUGCAAUGCUUUGACAACAGUCGUAUCGAACAAUUCCGAACCAAGUGCCAUUUAAAAUCAAGUCUCGCACGCUCGAAAUUGGCUGAUGAAUUUGCUUACGGAAUCUUAAAAAAGUCACCAUGGAGGAAAGUACCAAUGCGAAUGGGAAAAGUAUGUGUUUCGCCGAAGCAAUACUCGAUACGUUGAGCAAUCAUCCGGAAACGAUUGGAAUGAUCGACGCGGAGAGCGGCGCGAAAGUGACGUUCGCCGAGAUGAAGGAGCGCAGCGUGCGCUGCGCUCUAUGGCUUCUCGGGCUGGGUGUCGGCGAGAGCGACGUGGUCGCUGUCUCGACCCCCCUGCACACGAACGACUACCUGCCCUACCUGGCCACUCUCUACAUCAACGCUGUCUUGAAUCCGUGGCCGCACGAUCCGUCCGACGCGAUCGUGGAGCAUUUCUUGGACGCGUGCAGACCGAAGGUGAUAUUCGCCAGCAAGGAGUCGGUGGAGCGGCUGGCCGCCGCGGCUCGACGCCGCGGAGUGUCGUGUCGCUUCGCGCUCAUGGACGGCGAGCACGCGGACUACCCGAGCCUGGACGACAUCGCGUCGGGACAGGAGUCGGCGGGGGGCCAGGCCGAAGCGGCGAGCGGCUUCAGGUGCCGAGUGCCGUCGGAGCCGCGGAGGAAGGUAAGCGCCAUAUACCUGUCGUCGGGCACCACCGGGACGCCGAAGGCGAUUCUGCUGUCCUACCACUGCCUCGCGAGGCGCUACUCGGAGGAGUACGGCAUGGGCGUCGGCAUGAAUUGCCUCUGGUACGCGUCCCUCCAGCUGAACGUGUGCCGCUCGCUGAUAUCCAGCGCCAUCCUGCUGCGCUGCACGCGCGUCCUGAGUCGCAGCCACGGCCCCGAGGAAACCGGCAGGGUCGUCGAGAGUCACAAGGUGAACUUCGUCUACUGGACGCCGUACUACUUGACCUCGUGCUACCAGGCGCGCGUGCUGGCGCGCCGCGACUUCUCGACGGUGGCGACGAUCGCCAUCGCGGGUGCCAAGCCGGACGGCGCGCUCCUGGAGGAGUGCCGCAGACUGCUGCCCGGGACGUUCAUCAAGAACAGCUACGGCAUCACGGAGGCGGGGGGCCUGGUCGCGCAGCAGACCGAGGCGCGCAGGAGCCUGGGCUCCGUGGGCUUCGCCUGCAGCGGCGUGGAGCUGAGGGUGGUCGACCCGGACACGGGGCGCGCGCUCGGCGCCAAUCGCGAGGGCGAGCUGCACGUCAGGACGGACACCGCGAUGCUGGGCUACCUCGGCGCGCCCGACAAGACCAGGGAGACGCUGGACGAGGACGGCUGGCUGCACACCGGAGACCUCGGCUUCUACGACGAGCGCGGCGAGAUAACCGUGACGGCUCGCAUCAAGGAGAUCAUCAGGACGAGGUCGCUGCUGCUGUCGUCCUCCGAGUUCGAGGAGCCGCUGAUGCAGCACCCGGCCGUGAGCGAGUGCGCCGUCGUGGCCGUGGACCACCCCGUGGACGUCGAGAGGCCGUUCGCCUUCGUCGUGAGAGCUCGCCACGCGAGGGUCACGGCCGAGGAGCUGAUGGAGUUCUCGGCGAGCAGGGACGAGCGCUUCCGGCUGACCGCCGGCCUGGCCUUCGUCGACGAGCUGCCCUACACGGCCAGCGGCAAGAAAUGCCUCAGGAAGUUGCAGGAGAUGGCCAAAGCGUACGUUCGGCAGUGACGUCCGG